UCGACUCUCGGCUCACUGGCCGUGUGCUUCGUGUUCUAUCGUGCUAUUCGUGUCGCCUCUAAAGUACUACCGCGUUAUACAGCUAUGUCGUUUUAUCGUGAUAAGGGAAAUGGGCCACUCUAAACGCUGCCUUCCCUUCUCUGUCUAUAGCAUUUCCCUCUUCGACUUCGUGGACGUUUAACGAACGCGUGGUCACGCUUUUCCGAGCUUUCAGCCUUUCAGAGGCGCAUACGAGCACGUGAUGCCUCGCUGCCAAAGCGAUAAAGCCACUUGUCCGUUGUCCGAGAUCACACUCGUGAUUUCAUUCCGUCGGUUUGUCCUUUUAAGCCGCACGACCGAUGUUCGCCGGAUUCGUUAGUCGGGUUCCUUUCGAUUCCGCGAAACCUCCUACGUUCGUCGUUUAUAAUUCACAUGUGCUUGUCCGGCGAUCGUUCACCACUGAAAAUAAAAUGAUAGAUUCGUAUCAGGAAUCAUCACCCAUUAUGGACAUACAUGUAUAUGCGCUAGAAAUGGACUGUCUAAUUAUUAUGAUAGGUCUUAUUAAUCUAAAUAUAACUUCGUGUGAAAAAAGUCUACGAUAUGAUAGAAAUGAGAACAACAUGAACCACGGGCCAAAGAUGGCCUGUCAACGGCGUCAUUGAGUGACUUCG
Bombus pyrosoma is the source of this 650-nucleotide messenger RNA. RefSeq lists its product as uncharacterized. The record is from RefSeq and is a predicted model, not a curated record. NCBI's taxonomy places the organism in Eukaryota, Metazoa, Arthropoda, Insecta, Hymenoptera, Apidae. The transcript has 3 exons. Bases 339 to 641 code for a protein of 100 amino acids.